GGGGGUGGACAGGUAAAGGUGAGCUUCUCCGUCGCGCCUACUACUCAGGGAAGCAUACCGACGUUUUGUUUCACUCCUUUGUUUCUCCAGUUUGAGCUGACUGCAUAUCCAAAAAAUGGUGAAGCAAGAGCCGGAGUUAGCCAACCGGCCUGACAACACCGCCUUCACUCAGCAGAGGCUUCCGGCAUGGCAGCCCAUUCUCUCCGCUGGCAUUGUCAUCCCACUGUUUGUCCUCAUUGGCCUGGCAUUCAUUGGCAUUGGCGUUGCCCUCUUUGUCACUUCACGGAGCAUCCAGGUGUUGGAGCUGGACUACACUGGGGUUGAACAGAACUCACCAUGCUUCAAGUGCUCUAACCCAGAUAACAAGAACUGUGUUUGCACGCUGGACUUCUCCAUUGACACUCUAUUUAAGGGGCCUGUUUUCUUUUAUUAUGGUUUGUCCAACUACUUCCAAAACUACAGACGAUACAGUGUGUCCAGAGAUGAUAACCAGCUGUCUGGAGACAUUGAUAACUUUAAGAGUCCUGAUGACACCUGUGCACCCUAUCAAUAUGACAGCAACGACAGACCAAUUGUUCCAUGUGGAUCAAUAGCAAACAGCAUGUUCAAUGACACCUUCAAGCUGUAUCAGAAAGUCAGUGGGACAAAGAAGCUGGUGCCCUUUGAUGGAAAAGGAAUUGCUUGGUGGACGGACUACAACAUCAAAUUCAGAAACCCCACUGUCAAACCUCUGAAGAACGCAUUCAACGGUACAGUGAAACCCUUAUCUUGGCCCAAGCCUGCGUACGAAUUGGACCCCUCAGACCCUGCUAACAACGGCUUCAUCAAUCAAGAUUUCCUGGUGUGGAUGAGGAUCGCCGCCCUGCCAGAUUUCAGAAAGCUGUAUCGACGAAUCACAGAGGGCGAUUAUGCAAAGGGUCUGCCGGUUGGGAACUACUCACUCGAAAUCGCCUACAACUAUCCUGUUCUGAGCUUUAAUGGGAGGAAGAAGGUGGUGUUCAGCAAUGUGUCCUGGAUGGGCGGCAAGAACGAGUUCUUGGGCAUCGCCUACCUUGUGAUUGGUUCACUCUGCAUCUUAAUGUCCAUAGUCAUGCUCAUCGUCUAUGCUAAAUUCAAGUUUCCUGAGGAAGAGUGAGGGCCUCGUCGUGGACUGAGGACGAUGGAGGAUUUUUUUUUUUUCAUUUUUCACAUUUUUCUCCUUUUUACCUUUUUACUCAAUGGGAUGAUGAAAGCACAAUACUGUGUUCACGCAAUGGGAAGAUAAAGCUACACGCCACCUGUGAACACAUUAUUCUGGACUUCACGGCGCUUCAUAAGGAGCAGAGGAAACCUGGUGUGAUUUUAUGAGUUGAGACUCGACACUUGAGUUUCCCCAUUGACUACAAAAUAGGAUGACUUCCAAUAUGAGUGCAUGUAUUUGCUCACAAGCCUUGUCAAAAAUUAGAAUGAUAAUGUAUCUGUUGUAAAUAUCUGUUCUUUCAUAUUGGUACUGUUAUAAUGACCCCACUGUGAAUCUGCAGGCCGCUAUCUGGUGGACAGAAGUAGAUAUACAGCUUUUGUGCACUCUUGUUCGUUGAGUCUGUACUUGUCAAGUUUAUUUAAAUGAACUAGGGAUAUGGCAGGGCAUUUCUCUCAGGCUUUAAAUACUUUGUUUUUUCAAAUUUGUGCUUUUUAUCAUAAGAAAAUGAGCUGCCUCCUCCUUUUAGGUAAGUAGUAAUAUUAAAGCCAUUGAACAUUUGAUAAGCCAUAUAAUACUGCACAAGAAUUUAUACUUGAUUUAGUGAGAUGUGUAGCUUAGCUUAGAUAUAAUGCUGUAAAACGUGGGGAUAUUAUUUCAGGGAUCUGGUGUACAGGCUAUACAAGCUCAUGUUUUAAGUCUUGCAGAGGUUUUACUUCAUGUUGAUAUUUAUUUAAUAAAACAUCAAAACCAUA
Molecule: messenger RNA, 1932 nt
Organism: Plectropomus leopardus (leopard coralgrouper)
Lineage: Eukaryota; Metazoa; Chordata; Actinopteri; Perciformes; Serranidae
Gene: tmem30b
Product: transmembrane protein 30B
Biological process (GO): phospholipid translocation
Cellular component (GO): Golgi apparatus; plasma membrane; endoplasmic reticulum
Source: RefSeq, a predicted model, not a curated record